AAAGCUCAUUGACACACUCACCAGAGUAGAACACUGUGGGACAGCUAUUACCUCUUCAACAUAGAGAAACUCACUGCUGUUGAGUUCUUCUGCCCUGGACUGGACUCUCUGUCUCUCUCUCUCCCUCUCUCUCUCUCUCUCUCUCGCUCUCUCUCUCUCUCUCUGGAUACCCUUACUCUUCACAACAGAAGGAGAUUUGUGUCAAAGAUAUGAAGAAACCAACAUCUGUGUUUAGCAAUAUAAAGCUGUUUGUGCUGUGUCAUGGCCUGCUGCAGCUCACCCAGCUGCUCUACAGUUCCUACUUUAAGAGCACCAUCACCACCAUCGAGAGACGCUUUGGCCUCAGCAGUUUCUCCUCUGGCACCAUCUCCUCUCUGCACGAGGUGGGGAACACAAUUCUGAUAGUGUUUGUGAGUUACCUGGGCAGCAGGGUCCAUCGGCCUCGUCUCAUCGGACUGGGUGGUCUGCUGAUGUCCAUCAGCGCUCUCAUCCUGGCCCUACCUCACUUCCUGUCCCAGCCCUAUAACUAUGACUCUGUCAUACAUGAUCGCCAAGACCUGUGUUCCCUCCAGGGUCCCUCCAACACCACAGAGGCCUGUGGAAAGACGGAGAUCAAGCGUAUAGCAGACACCAACAACUUGUGGCUGCUCAUGGCUAUAGCUCAGCUGCUGUUCGGGGUGGGGUCUGUUCCCAUACAACCCUUUGGUAUCUCUUAUGUGGAUGACUUCGCCGGACGAGGCAACUCCCCCCUCUACAUAGCCAUCCUGUUUGCUCUGUCUGUGUUUGGACCUGCCUUUGGCUUCCUGCUGGGCUCCGUCAUGCUGAGGAUCUAUGUGGACGUGGACAGAACCGGCUCAGUCACCAACGCUGAGCUGGCCCCUACAGACCCUCGUUGGGUGGGUGCGUGGUGGAUGGGCCUCCUCAUCUCCUCUGCCAGCUUAGCCCUGACCUCCAUCCCAUACUUCUUCUUUCCUCGCAGCAUGCUGCUGGAAGGCAAUAGUGGAACUGAAGCUGCCAUUCAGACUGAAGUCUCCAAAAAGCCAGACUUCUCAAUGCUUGAUUUCCUGAAGAUGUUCCCCAGGCUGUUUGUUCGUCUGCUCCUCAGUCCUCUGUUCCUGCUGCUGGUUCUGUCUCAGUGCUGUUUCUCUUCAGUCAUCGCUGGCCUCGCCACCUUCCUCACCAAGUUCCUGGAGAGACAGUACAGCACCUCCACCGCUUACAGCAACCUGCUCAUAGGUGCGGUGAACCUUCCGUCCGUUGCCGUGGGGAUGCUGGUGGGCGGAGUCAUCAUGAAGAGGACCGGUCUCUCUCUGAAGACCAUCCCUCGUUUUUCUGUCGCCAUGCUCACCAUCUCUGUCCUCCUCAUCAUCCCUCUCUUCUUCAUGGGCUGCCCCACACAGAGCGUGGCGGAGGUCAACUACACACCCCAUGGGUUUCUGGCCACCUGUUAUUCCAACUGCUCCUGUCCUGCUGACUCCUUUAACCCAGUGUGUGGAUCUGACAACACUGAGUACCUGUCUCCCUGCCACGCAGGCUGCAAAGACUACACCAAAGACCCCAAGAACAAAUUCAGGGUUCUGAAGUACACAGACUGUAUCUGCAUAGCUUACAGCCAGGGUAGUGGUGGGGGUACUGCCCGCCCCGGUCCUUGCCCCAACCAAUGUCCUCACUUCCUGCUUCCUGUCAUGUUCCUCAUCUCUCUGGCCGGGUUGAUCGCCUCCCUAACACACAACCCCAUCUAUAUGAUGGUCCUCAGAACUGUUCCCCAUGAAGAUAAAUCCUUUGCCAUAGGAGUCCAGUUUUUGCUCAUGAGAGUCCUUGCCUGGUUACCAGCCCCAGCCCUGUUCGGCAUUGUCAUCGACAGCUCCUGUAUUUGGUGGAAACAAGCCUGUGGCAACCGGCUGGGCUGUGGUUACUAUGACAAUAACAUCCUGAGGAACAGGUACCUGGGCCUGCAGGUGGGCUUCAAGGUGAUGGGGAUCUUCCUGCUUGGGGUGGUGGGCUGGAAGGUCCUGAGGACCAGGGAGUACAGCCUGGAGAAGAGGCCUGAUGGACCACUCUGAUCUGGGAUACGACUGACCUCCUGGCUCCCUACUCCGUCCUCUCUCCCGUCUCACUUUAAAGAGUAGUCUCAGGUCCACUACUGUUCCUUUCAACAGUCUGCUGAGGUGUUCUGUCUGAAUGUGCUUUCCUUUACCCACCUGAUCCACCUAACCUGUCUCACAUGAGAGAAGUGACUCACCUAUCAACUGCCAGUGGGCAAAGUCCACUAUGCCUUUCAACCAUAACAUUUUUCAACGGUCUGGUUAAAGUAUUCUCAAACCCAGCUGAUCCUCGUGUUAGUAACCUCAGCGCUGUUCUCAAACCCAGCUGAUCCUCGUGUUAGUAACCUCAGCGCUGUUCUCAAACCCAGCUGAUCCUCGUGUUAGUAACCUCAGCGCUGCUCUCAAACCCUGCUGAUCCUCCUGUUAGUAACCUCAGCACUGUUCUCAAACCCUGCUGAUCCUCCUGUUAGUAACCUCAGCACUGUUCUCAAACCCUGCUGAUCCUCGUGUUAGUAACCUCAGCACUGUUCUCAAACCCUGCUGAUCCUCGUGUUAGUAACCUCAGCGCUGUUCUCACACCCUGCUGAUCCUCGUGUUAGUAACCUCAGCGCUGUUCUCAAACCCUGCUGAUCCUCGUGUUAGUAACCUCAGCACUGUUCUCAAACCCAGCUGAUCCUCGUGUUAGUAACCUCAGCGCUGUUCUCAAACCCAGCUGAUCCUACAUGGGGAAGGGGGUCAGUAUCCCCAUAUGGGGAAGGGGGUCAGUAUCCCUACAUGGGGAAGGGGGUCAGUAUCCCCAUAUGGGGAAGGGGUUCAGUAUCCCUACACGGGGAAAGGGGUCAGUAUCCAUACACGGGGAAGGGGG
Molecule: messenger RNA, 2910 nt
Organism: Oncorhynchus nerka (sockeye salmon)
Lineage: Eukaryota; Metazoa; Chordata; Actinopteri; Salmoniformes; Salmonidae
Product: solute carrier organic anion transporter family member 2A1-like
Exons: 14
Coding region: 210-2063 (617 amino acids)
Biological process (GO): transmembrane transport; sodium-independent organic anion transport; prostaglandin transport
Cellular component (GO): plasma membrane
Molecular function (GO): protein binding; prostaglandin transmembrane transporter activity
Source: RefSeq, a predicted model, not a curated record